Sorex fumeus (smoky shrew) is the source of this 3554-nucleotide messenger RNA. RefSeq names its product RAB43, member RAS oncogene family (gene RAB43). Gene Ontology annotation, molecular function: GTP binding; GTPase activity. The transcript is spliced from 3 exons. The record is from RefSeq and is a predicted model, not a curated record. Gene Ontology annotation, biological process: regulation of exocytosis; protein secretion. Lineage: Eukaryota; Metazoa; Chordata; Mammalia; Eulipotyphla; Soricidae. The coding region runs from base 146 to 778 and encodes 210 amino acids.
GGGGCCGGGGCCGGGAGCGGCGGGCGGCGGCGGCGCCCCUUCUUCAGGUGUUGCGGCCGCUUCCACGUCGCCAGCCGCCGCGGCUUCCGCGCGCCCCGCGGCCUCCCGCGUCCCGAGCGCCGGCCCUCGGCGCGCGCGCGCGGCCAUGGCGGGCCCGGGCCCGGGGGACCCGGACGAGCAGUACGAUUUCCUGUUCAAGCUGGUGCUGGUGGGCGACGCGAGCGUGGGCAAGACGUGCGUGGUGCAGCGCUUCAAGACGGGCGUGUUCUCGGAGCGCCAGGGCAGCACCAUCGGCGUCGACUUCACCAUGAAGACGCUGGACAUCCAGGGCAAGCGGGUCAAGCUGCAGAUCUGGGACACGGCUGGCCAGGAACGCUUUCGCACCAUCACCCAGAGCUACUACCGCAGUGCCAACGGGGCCAUCCUGGCCUAUGACAUCACCAAGAGGAACUCGUUCCUGUCGGUGCCCCACUGGAUCGAGGACGUGAGGAAGUACGCGGGCUCCAACAUAGUACAGCUGCUGAUCGGGAACAAGUCGGACCUGGGCGAGCUCCGGGAGGUGCCGCUGGCCGAGGCGCAGAGCCUGGCAGAGCACUACGACAUCCUGUGCGCCAUCGAGACGUCGGCCAAGGACUCGAGCAACGUGGAGGAGGCCUUCGUGCGCGUGGCCACGGAGCUGGUGAUGCGGCACGGCGGGCCUCUGCUCAGCGAGAAGACCACUGACCACAUCCAGCUGGACAGCAAGGACAUCAGCGAGAGCUGGGGCUGCGGGUGCUGACGGGUGCGGGGCCGGCAGGCAGGGCCUCCCCCUCCCCUGCCCCCACUGGCCUGCCAAGCCCAGCCCCCCACCCCGCACCUGCGCCACUCGGGCCGCUGGAUAAAGUCAUGGAAUGAACCUUCCCACGGCCUGGGUGCUUGAUGGACAGCUCCCCUUCUGGGAAGAUGCAGGAUGCCGCUGGCAGGAGGCCCACUGGCCCCUCCUGCCCGCCGGCGGCUGUGCCCCUGCGUCCUUUACAUUUCAUACCCCCCUAGAGGGCAGUGGGAGAGAGGCCAGGAGCCGGCCUCCCCCUCCGCAGGGCUCUGUCCCACGUUCCCCAUGGCGCUCCAGCGGCAACAGGUGACCACUCACCCGGGCACGUGGCUGCCGUCUCUGGCUUUUCCAGAACUUUCCAGGGCCAGAGCGAGCCGUCCAGUCACCCUGGGUCCUGAGCACAGCCCGGGGCAGCGCUGCCUCCUUCGGGAGAGGAGCCUCUUCCUUCUUCACUGCCAGUCUGAGCUCACAGACGCCCUGGGGCCGGCUCCCCACCUUAGCGACACCUCUUGAGUUUUCUAGUUUCCGUGUGGCUUCUCUUUGCCUCGGCCCAAGUGUGGGGUCAGGGCCUGCCGCCAAGCAGGGACGGUCAGCGGGCCGCGGGCCCACAGUUUGGCCUCUCAGGUUGCAAAACCAGCCCAUUCCUCAGCUCUCAGAACCCGGGCUGCGGGCACGCAGGAGCAGAGGGUGGGCCGUGGCGGGCAGAGGAAAAGCUGGUGCCCCAGACGCUCCCAGGGCACCCUUCCAACAAUCUACAGUGACCCUUCCUGCCAGGUGGGGGGCCUGAGUGCCCCGCUCCAUUCCCAGUCCAGCUUGGAGUGUCCUUGGCGGUCCCCACCCCCUCCCCCCACUCCAGACCCUGCCAUUCCGAUGUCAUGGGGCUCACGGAGGCAGGAGUGUUCCCCCAGCAACCCCCGGCCCCCUGUGUCAGCCCCUCCAGCACCUCAGGCCCCUCACUUUGGGGUCCCCAAGAAGACUCAAGGCAGGGGCCAGGCCACGCGGGAAGGGCCCCGGCUCCACAGCCUCUUGCCUCACUUUCCAAGCAUCACGGCCCAGACCCUCCAUUCUAUGCACAGGGCUCUUCCGGUCCCCAGGGCAGGGCCCCCUGAGACGGAGCAGGAGGGCGCCCAGAGCCGGGAGUGGGGUUCUGUUCUGGGGAUGAGGACCACUGUGGGCCCCAGCGGGUGGGUGUUGGAUUUUCUCCUCAGCACCCCCCCUCCCCCGCCAUGCCCAUGCCGGGCUGUUUCCUGAGCUUGGAGGUACGGUCACGCUGGAGUGGGGCCCCGGUCUGGCCCAGGGUGGAGUCCUGAAGCCCUCAGCCCAUCUUCCAGGGGCUCUUUGGGCCAAGCUGACCUUUCCCCUGAGGGCCAGGUGAGAAGAACAGCCCGUGCACCCACCCUGGUGGGGAACACCAGAGCCUGCACCCAGGCUGAGCCCUGGACACCAGGAUUGGCUACAUCCCGGUUUCUGGCCAAGCACAGAGUGACCCCUCCUUCCGACCUGUCCCUCCCACCCCAGUCUGGGAAGCCCGUGCCUUAGGGCUGAGGAGGCCCCUGGCCCACUCUUUGUCCCCUUGGCCAUUGAGAUACGCCCCUAGUCCACAGAGACCCGAAGCCCUUCCAGGAGGCAGGGGAGAUGGCCCAGCCCCUGGGUGCACCAGCCACCAAGGAUGCGCCACGUCCUCCCUCCCACAGUCCCAGGCUGGGGGCAUGAGCCCUGGUGUGUGCCACCCUCCAUGCCCAGGCAACCUACCUGGGCGUCACUGGGAGACCCAGGUCAUCCCAGCCUGUCACACUGGGGGUCCCUGUCAGAGUUGCCCCAUCCCUCCCUGGGUUCCUUGCAGACUUUGAUCCCUGGCCCGCGCUGUCCACGGUAGGCCUGCGUGACCAUCCUGGGCCUGUCCCACUGCGUGUUUCACCUGUCUGUGACCCCAGUCCUUGGGCUGCUGUCAUUCCUCAAUCCCAGCGAUAGCUCUCCGACUAUGCCCCCCUUCCCCAGCACCCCCUCUCUCCCGACCCCCCUUUUACUCAGUCACUCAGUGCUCAGUGACCAGCUGGCAUCACUGCCUCUGACCGGAGGGGACCCUGGUCUGGCCUGGCCUGCCGCCUCCUGCCAGCCCCUACUCUGAUGCUGGAUGCGGCCCCCUGGGGGGACCCAGCAGGCCGGAGCCUCAUCCCCUCUAGACCUUACCCACGAGCCAUAGGGACCCAGAUCCUGUCCUGAAGAGUCAUGGGAGAGGCCCAUCCCCUUCCCAGAGCCGAGCUCGUGGUGAUCAGGCCCGGGGCCCAGGGAACGGUUGAGUUUCUGCCUUUGAUUCUAUGAAAAGCCCAAGGGUGGGCACAAGCACAGGGGCCGCUGUGCCCCGGGACCCCCAUCUCCCCACCCAGGGUCCAGCAACAAGGGGAAGACGGGUGCGCGCUGGGGUGGCCCAGGGCGCCCAGCUCCUGCGGGCAGGGGGCAGGAGGGAGCUCCUAAUUCAUAUUGAAUUCAGUUACUCUCUCCCCAGGAGGGCUGUGGAGGGACCCGGCUCGGAGUCUGGGGGGCCCUGUUGGCCUGGACUGUUGAGGGGGGGGUGCAGCCCAGCGAUGCCAUUUGCAUUGGGGAAUUUUUCACGUUACCUAUUUAUGAAUAUAUAAAUCUUUAUAUCAAAUCUAUUUUUUAAAACAUGGUCAAGUUGCCUUUCCAGAGCGAAGCAGAGCCAGAAUGACACAUUCCUAAAUCAUUAAACUGAUUGCUCCAAUGA